UUCAAAAUCAGCGAUCUCUCCUCUAUAGCAAAUCCCGUGUAAUCCGAAUUUUCCAUUUCGGCGAUAGAUUUAUGUUCCGGUAGAAUGGCGAUUAUGUUUUCCAUUUCAAAAAAUAUUUUCAUAUCAGAAAGAUUUCCUGAAACAUUCUUACUUCUUUGUUUUCACAUUCAUCGGUUGAAAGGUCAUUUUUUGUGGGCAUUUUUUCACAUUCAUCGGUUGCAGUCUCUCGACAUCAACGAAAUACGGUGAAUCUGAUAGCUGAUUCUAGAUAUGGAAUCUUCUCCUGGCAAAGAUGUCAUAGUACCAGAUUCAACAAGUGAUUCUUCUAUUUCACCAGAUAAGAAACGAACGAAAUUUGUUUCCCAUCAUCAUUCUAGAUUAAUGAAAGGUAAACAACAAGUACCUCUACGUGCCGCCAGUCGUGUAACAUUUUCCAAGAAUAGUGGUAAAGUUCAAAAAUCAUCCAAAGUGGAAUCUGAUUUGAUUAUUAUUGAUGAUGCUCCUGCAAUAAGACCUAUUCAUUCAAGCAAAUCAGUCGAGUUUAUACCGCAUGAAGCAAAAUCUAAAGUAUUGUCAUUGAAUACAAGAACAACACUUGCUUCUUUUCAUGAUGCGUUGCUGAAACUUAAUACUGCUCAGAAGGAUGCAGUUAGGGACAUAGGAUUUGGUAACAUACUUGAAUUAAGGGUUAAGGAGCUUCCUGGUCGACUUGCGUAUUGGGCAUUGAACAGUUUCAACCCAACAACGUGUGAACUGGAAAUUAGCACUAGUAUUCGAGUCAAAGUUACAGAAAAUGAUGUAUAUCGUGUGUUUGGUAUACCCAAAGGAUUUCGGAGGAUCAAAAGAUUUGACCGCCAAACCAGUAGUGAACUUUUUGAUGAUUGGGUUGCUCUGUUUCGUGUUGAGAACCGAGAUAAAAUCAAGAUUGGCUUGGUAGUGAACGAGAUGCUGAAAUGCAAGACUGGAGGGACUUGGUUUAAGCGGCACUUUAUGAUCGCCAUGUGUUUCUCUAUAUUUGAAAGCUUUUCGAACGGAACAGUACACCCCCAUGUAUUGAAUACUCUUGUUGAUGUUGACAAGCUUGCUGAAUGGGACUGGGCAGAAUAUAUGGUGCGUAGUCUUAUAGAGAACAGAAAAACGUGGGGUGGCGAUGAGACCAAGAUGUAUACAGGGCCAUCGAUUUUCCUUGUGCUUUUUUAUGUUGAUCGUAUCAACAUCAGUGGCACUAUCUCUAAGAGGGUUUUUCCUAUUCUGAUGAGCUGGUCAAGCAGUGAUUUACGUGAACGUCAGCGAAUAGAGAAGGACAAACCAAAGUUUGGAAUAGGAAGGUUAUGUGAACCAUUGACAUUGCCAGCCAGAUAUGGUGUGAAAUUUGAUAACUCAGCAAAGUGCGAAAAACAAAUAGAAGUUGUCGAGGAUUACAUUAUAUCGAAGAAGCUUAGGGAAGAUGCUAAGUUUAUAGCAAAGCGUAUGGCUCAGCUGAACAUUGUUGCAAACAGUGCAUCGAUAAAGGAGAAAGGAUCAAAAUUCUUUAAAGAUAGCGUAGAGGAAGUGUUUAAACUUACUGGUGUUCGUAUAGUGAUUGAUACGCCUGACAAAUUGAAACAAGCACCUGUUACAGUUGAUUUGGAAGAUGAUAUAACAAUGAGGUGCCAGUUACAUUCGAAACGCCCCCUUCGUCAACCAAGCAAAGUGCUGUACAGGAGAAUAGCAUUUGCAAUUGACAAUGAUGUCUUGAAUCAGGUGAACUUCAAUGCUGCUAAGAUAGCGAACAAAGAGAACCAAGUGUUUUGUACGCCAUCUAAAACGGUAGUAGCCAAAUAUCUCACAUGA
Salvia miltiorrhiza (redroot sage) is the source of this 1833-nucleotide messenger RNA. RefSeq lists its product as uncharacterized. NCBI's taxonomy places the organism in Eukaryota, Viridiplantae, Streptophyta, Magnoliopsida, Lamiales, Lamiaceae. The record is from RefSeq and is a predicted model, not a curated record. The transcript has 7 exons. The coding region runs from base 271 to 1833 and encodes 520 amino acids.